This is a messenger RNA of Drosophila rhopaloa, 697 nucleotides long. Its product is annotated as acylphosphatase-2. The coding region runs from base 364 to 627 and encodes 87 amino acids. The record is from RefSeq and is a predicted model, not a curated record. Lineage: Eukaryota; Metazoa; Arthropoda; Insecta; Diptera; Drosophilidae. Gene Ontology annotation, molecular function: acylphosphatase activity. The transcript has 4 exons.
UCUCACAUCACAAAAACUAUCGCUCAUCACUAACAAACAAAACAAACAAAAUGUAAACAACGUAAAUAAUUAUAAUUGACGGGAAAAAUAUGGUGUUUUGGUGGCUUUCGAUGACUUAGCCAAACACUCCCACCCAACCAAGGAUGCCCCGGAGGAUUCUGCGGAGGCAUCACCCAUGAUCUGUUGGUCGGAGUCACUCCUCGCGACUAGGACAGCUCCAUCUCCCCCACAGCGACAACUCACUCGCACAUUUCGGUCUUCAUAUACAUUUUAAUUAUCACCCCUUUAAGACCAAACUUGGCCGCCGUCUUCGAACUUACGCGGUCAAAGCUGAGGAUUAUUUUAGAAAGCCUUGGCGGCGUUAUGCUGGCCCAAAUCGUAUCGCUGGGUCGAAAGAAGUACACUUUACGAAGAGCUCAGAAGCUGGGAGUUCGGGGCUGGUGCAAGAACACCACUGAAAACACAGUAAAGGGCGAAAUUCAAGCACAUCGACAUGCCUUUGAGUCCAUGCGCCUAUGGCUAAAGCACACCGGCAGCCCAACCAGCAGAAUCGACAAGUGCAUCUUCAGUGACACCACUGAAAUCCCAGAGUUCACUUACAGCAACUUCUCAAUUGUGGUGGAUUAGUUUGUUAUAUAUGAAAAUAAAUUAAUUAUUUUUAUCAUGUAUUAUCUACGAUUACUUUUUGUUUGGAUGU